CCGGCAUUUCGGUCUGGAGCUCUAUCUGGCUGAAACUUUGGCGGAAAAGUUGAUGUCACGAAAAAUGUCCAUGAAAUCAUUUUCUGAAUCAGAAUUUUACGCUGAAUCCAAUGGUGAUAGUGUUGUCCCCAGCCGCCGCAUUGGUCCCGAGUUAUGGAAGGUUAUGUACUGCGCAUGCGAAGAUCUAUCUUCGUAA
Messenger RNA from Paramuricea clavata, 196 nucleotides. NCBI's taxonomy places the organism in Eukaryota, Metazoa, Cnidaria, Anthozoa, Malacalcyonacea, Plexauridae. The record is from the annotation of a GenBank genome assembly.